Aphis gossypii (cotton aphid) is the source of this 3693-nucleotide messenger RNA. RefSeq lists its product as uncharacterized. The coding region runs from base 1 to 3693 and encodes 1230 amino acids. NCBI's taxonomy places the organism in Eukaryota, Metazoa, Arthropoda, Insecta, Hemiptera, Aphididae. The transcript has 2 exons. The record is from RefSeq and is a predicted model, not a curated record.
AUGAACGAUAUAAACGCGUUAUCAUUCCGACGCGGGACAAUAAAAGGGCAAUUAACAAAGUUCUCAAAUGCCGUCAACAAUUUUUCUAAAGACGACGACUUAAUUCAAUUAAUGGUUAAAAAAGAAAAAAUUGAAGAAGGCUGGACAGAAUUUCAAAAUAUACAGUCCACUAUCGAACAAAAGUCCAUUAACCCAGAAAAUGAAGAAUUGUACCGGGACGAAUUUGAAAAUUUAUACUACACAGCCGUAGCUGGUUAUAUAAGACUAGUAGAAAAAUACAAAAAAGUCGAAGGGCCGAGCUCGGUUCAGGUCUCAAAUGAGAUCGAAAACAAUGCAGGUCAAAGCGUUUCGAGUGCGAGAUCUAGUGUGAGCAAUCAAGCCUCCAUUGUGAAAUUGGCAGCCUUAAACGUACCAAAUUUUAGUGGCGAUUACAAACAAUGGUCGACAUUUAAUGACAUGUUUACUGCACUAAUCCAUUCAAACGAAGCACUCACAGAUAUACAAAAAUUUUUCUAUUUGAAAUCGGCGUUGUCUGGCGAUGCCGAAAAGGUUAUUCAAUCGUACGAAACCUCGGCAAAAAAUUAUAUAGUAGCGUGGAAUUGCUUAAACGAACGGUUUAAUAAUAAAAAAAUAAUCGUCCAAACGCACACUAAAGCAAUUUUCGAUUUGGAACCCGUCACCAAAGAAAAAUCAUCAAAAUUACGACAAUUUAUGGACUUAUUGUCGGGACAUAUGACAGCACUCAAAUCACUAGGUUACGACCCAAAAAAUUGGGGACCAAUGCUGUUACAUAUAAUUUCGACAAAAUUAGAUGGUGCUACAUUAAAAGAAUGGGAAACACAAGCGCCAAAAAAGGAAGUGCCCGAAGUUGACGAUCUGUUAACCUUUUUACAAAACAGAUUUCAAAUACUGGAAGCCGUAGAAGGUGCACAAAAUAUAAAUUUAGCAGACACACAAAAUAAGCAGAAAUACAACAAAGUCGAAAAAGCAAAAAAAACUAUAUCCCAUACUAGCACCAACAAAUUUAAAUGUUAUUUUUGUAAUGAAGGUCAUCCGAUCUAUCGCUGUAUGAAAUUUCUCGCGUUGUCAGUAAACGAUAGACUGCAACAGGUAAAUAAAUUGGACAUAUGCAAAAAUUGUUUGUCUCGACACGCAGACAACAAAUGUAAAUUUAAAGGAUGCAAAAAAUGUGGUAAGUUACAUAAUAACUUACUGCACGAGCAAAAUGACAUAACGCCCGUACCGCCGUCAUGCACCGUGACUACGCACGCGGCUCCGUCGGCGGACGUCCACGUAUUGUUAUCUACCGCAAUAAUACGAAUAUACGAUAAGUUUAAUAAACCUGUAUUAGCAAGAGCGUUGUUGGACUCCGGAUCGCAAUCAAAUUUUAUAACAAAAGAGUUAUCAAACAAACUCGGGCUAGCACAUAAAAGCAUUAAUUGCGAAAUAACCGGGGUAAACAAAUCAAAAAGUUAUUCCACGCACUCUGUACUAACAAAAAUACAGUCGAGGUCAGCCGAAAAUCAGUAUAUGUUAAAUUUUCUAACUGUACCAAAAAUUACAACGUUUCUACCAACCGAAAAAAUAAACACGUCAAACUGGGACAUACCACAACACAUUCAAUUUGCCGACCCGUCGUACGCUCAGCCAGGGAAGAUAGAUAUUUUGUUAGGUGCCGAAAUAUUCUAUGAUGUUUUACGCACAGGUCAGUAUAAACCUAUUAUAAAUGGUCCCAUGUUUCAAGAGACAGCAUUUGGUUGGAUAGUAGCCGGUCCCGCCAAGAGCGAAAAUAAUUGCACAGUGCAUUCUUUCUUUCUAAACGUGACGCCGGCCAGGCCGAGCUGUUUUGACCUGAACGAUAAAAUUACCAAGUUUUGGGAAUUAGAAGAAGUACCGAAAGAAAUAGUUUAUAGCUCCGAAGAAAAAAUGUGUGUAGACCAUUUUAACAAAUCAGUAAAAAGAAAUGGUGAAGGUAGAUUUGUUGUUCGAUUACCGUUACGCGAAAAUAUAAAUACCUUAGGUGCAUCGCGUUCAAUAGCUUUAAAACGUUUUUUAUCUUUAGAAAAUAGGUUUCGAUCGAAUCCCAAAUUAAAACAAAAAUACGUCGAGUUUAUGGAAGAAUACGCGAACCUCGGUCAUAUGGAAAGGGUAAACCCAGGUGAAAAAGAAGAAAAGUCGUAUUAUAUACCUCAUCACGCGGUUUUACGCGAUAGUAGCGCUACCACCAAACUACGCGUCGUAUUUGACGCGUCGUGUGCAACCGAUUCCGGAAAAAGUUUAAAUGAUUUGCUACUAAAGGGGCCAAACAUUCAAGAUGAAUUAAUAUGCAUUAUUGCACGUUUCCGAUCAUAUAAAUACGUCAUGUCGUCAGACAUAGAAAAAAUGUAUCGCCAAAUUUGGGUGUCGAACACCGAUGCAAAUCUUCAACGAAUCCUAUGGCGCUCAAAACCGGACGAGCCGAUCACCGAAUUCAAAUUAAAAACAAUUACAUACGGAACAACGCCAGCUUCCUAUUUAGCUACGGGAUGUUUAAUGAAAUUGGCAGAAGAAAUGCAAGAGUUAUUUCCGGUUGCUCAUAAAGCAAUCACUAAUGACUUCUACAUGGACGAUUAUCUGGGCGGCGCUAACGAUAUAACGGCCGCCGAAAAAUUGCGCGACGACGUUAUCAAUAUUUUAAACACCGCCGGUUUCAAAUUACGUAAAUGGAUUGCUAAUGAUCAUCGAUUAUUAGAAAAUAUAUCAAACGAGGACAAUGACCCACUGCGCGUUCUAAAUUUAGACGAUAGCACUAUAAAAACAUUAGGUCUGUUUUGGAAUCCGUCUGACGACGUUUAUCAAUAUAAAGUAGACGAUAAUUGCAAAAACAAUACAGAACGAAUUACAAAACGUAUAGUGUUAUCAAUGAUAGCGACUAUAUUCGACCCACUUGGUCUCGUCGGACCCGUUGUCGUCGUCGCCAAAAUAUUUAUGCAAAAAUUAUGGUUAGCACGUAUAAAUUGGGAUGAUCUUGUAAGUACAGAACUAAACGAAGAAUGGCAAAACUAUCAACAAACGUUGCCAGAACUUGAAGAAAUCCACAUUCCAAGAUGGAUAAUUGGUUGUUCUAACGUCUUAGUCACACAAAUACACGGUUUUGCUGACGCGUCGACAAGAGCAUUCGGCGCGUGUUUAUACACGCGGACUACAGACGAAUUGGGCAAUCACUAUUCCAGGCUUAUAGUCGCAAAGUCAAAGGUAGCUCCAUUAAAAGUAGUCUCUUUAGCACGUUUGGAAUUAUGCGCAGCCGUUCUGUUAGCUCGACUAGCUGAUAAAAUAAUACCGCGAUUAAAUAUUACGAUACACGAAAAACGCUUUUGGUCUGAUUCGACCAUAGUGCUAGCAUGGAUAAAUUCGCCUUCAACACGUUGGAAAACAUUUGUAGCACAUCGAGUCGGUGAAAUUCAAACGUUAACAGCUGCAGCAGAGUGGGGAUACGUCAAAUCAAGCGACAAUCCGGCAGAUAUAAUUUCACGCGGUUGCAGCCCAAAGCUAUUAAAAGACAAUACUUUGUGGUGGGAAGGUCCAGUUUGGUUUAAAUCAAAUGAAAAUGAAUGGCCUAAAUCCUCGAUCGACGAAUUAUCGCUGAACACCGAACUUCCGGAGAUAAAGCGUAAACCGGCCAAACGCGCUGCCAUGCCAGUGACUGAUGACUAG